This is a messenger RNA of Paramuricea clavata, 13627 nucleotides long. NCBI's taxonomy places the organism in Eukaryota, Metazoa, Cnidaria, Anthozoa, Malacalcyonacea, Plexauridae. The record is from the annotation of a GenBank genome assembly.
AAUUCUUCAUACGCUUCCUUAGCAUUAAUGUUAGUACUAGUGAAUGUUUCUCCCGUGUCUUCAUUCUUGUAUCGAUAUUCUAGCGGGUCACUGAAUAGGACGAAGCCAGUCUUGGCCACACGAGGUUCGAUCUCUUUCCAUUCGAAAAAUCCACAGCUGUCUAUCUGAGGGCAACAGUAAAACAGGCGGAUCUGGGUGGGUCCUUCUUUUUUCACUUUACGUACGGUGCAUACCAUCCCGUGUUUGCAGCGUGGUCGAGGGCUUUCGUAAACGUCUCCCCUUUGCCAAAAGUUGCAAGGAUCAUGUCGAUCAGAACACGUGAAGAAGGGUCUUCCAUAAUUUUCUUUCAUUUUAUUUUUUACCACACGUAAUUUGGCUAGUCUCUGAUGUGUUGGGCAAAUGGGAUGAUUGGAACCACUAUUCUGACACGCUUCCAUUGCUCUCGUAAACAGAUAACAGUCUUCGUCAUGGCAAAAGAACUCGCAGCUCGGUGUUUCGCCACAAAACCAAAACGUACCACGAGCAGUUGUAGAACAAGCAGCUGGUUUACCGUGAAAACAUUCCAUCGUGAGUGUUGAAUACAGACUAUGCAGGCGAAAGGACACUAGCUGUAUUUAUAGUGAUGUUACUGCAUUGUAAUGCUAAUCGUCGCGUUGCCUGCCACAUUUGGCCCAGGCCUGCCCGCGUUAAUUGGUCGCGCUACCUGGCCCAGGGUUAGGGCCAGCAAAGUUGCGUCACAUAUCUUGCAUACUAAUUACUUCCGACACCUAAGUUUGCAUACUAAUUACUUUCGGAGCAAUGUGACGUCAUUGGCGGCAUCCCUUUGUACUCCAGAGUGGGGGUUUCACUACUCCUUUGACUGCAAACAUGGUCCAGACCGGAAAAAAGUAUUUAAGUCUAAACUUGAAAAUGCCAAAAAUAAGGUCAGUUAUAGUCAUGUUAAGUACUGUGGAGGUAAAAUAUCUAAAACAUUUUGUCAUAUAAGUUUUACAAAGCUUACAACGACUGUCCUAUGACCCUUUCCCUGGGUGAUAUUACCUGUGAACGGGAUGUUUUGGAAUAUCAAAUGUGACGGACUUUUUUAAUUUGCAGAAUGAAGACCACGACUGUCCUAAGAGACGGUUUUUGCCACAAAACACUGUCAAGUUUGACUGUCCCGCACAAAUUCGUCUUUCAGAAGUGAUAAUAUACCCCGAUUAUAAGGUAAGUUUUUAAAUUAUAUAUAGGUAUAGGAAAAUUCAUAUAAUAUAUUGUAUGGUGAAUUUUCUACAAUUAAUUGUAGAUUAGUGAUGAUAGAGAACGCUCCAGAAGGGACAUGUCAAUGAAACUGAAGAGUGACAUAGCCAAAGGUGACAAACCUGCAUAUGAACGAAGGAUUUACAUUCAACUUCCAAAAGAAGACCAACAUAAAGAUCAUGCUAUUGGAGAGGUUUGUCUGCCACUGUAAUGAUCACAAACGUGCUCCCUUCGUAAAUCGGAUCCUAAUUCAGUGCAACGUCAAUGAAAAAACGUUCAGUACACUAAAUAGGUAGAAACUGUCACAAAGGACGAUUAACCUUAUAGCUCAGUAUGUUAUUGUCCAUGCCGAAUUAGUAUUCCAGUGCCAGAAGUUUCAACUCUUCUGAGUCUAUCGAUAUCACGCAUAAGCUAGGAUAACUUGGAGGAACGUUAUCUAACAAGUGAAAAUACUUAAAAAAUUUAUAGGUUAGCGGUAUUCUUCAGCCCAUCGACAAAUUGCUGACUAAGAAGAUUGAACUUCUUGUUGGUGAAGGCGUGAAAACUGUGGAUGAAAUGAAAAGACACCUAAAGAGCUACGUAAAGAACGAGUUAUUUGCAUCGGAGAAACCACCACGACCAAUCGCACCGAUUGGAAACAUCUUUUGGGAUUACAGGAACUGUGCGAAAGUGGUUUGAAUCCUACCUAUCUGGACGAUGUCAGCGAAUAGCAUUUAAAGAUGGAAUCUCUGACAUUUUUCCAUUAACGUGUGGCGUACCUCAGGGCUCAUGUUUAGUACCGCUGCUUUUUACCAUGUAUGCAAGUAAACUAUUUGAUGUUAUUAAAGAACAUUUACCAACUGCGCAUGCAUAUGCUGAUGACACGCAGCUUUAUUUGUCGUUUAAACCAGGGAACGGUGCGAGUGAGGAAGAGAGUAUCGCAGCGAUGGAGACAUGCAUUAAGGCAGUACGUACGUGGAUGACUAAGGACAAAUUGAAACUGAAUGAUAGUAAGACUGAGUUUUUGAUUAUUGGUACAAGGCAACAAUUAAAAAAAGUGAACAUUGUCCCGCUUCCUGUAGGCGAUGUCAACAUUACACCGGUAGCAUCUGCUAGGAAUUUGGGGACUGUGUUUGAUAGCAAUCUGUGUUUGGUACCCCAUAUCAACAAUACAUGUAGACAAGCAUUUUUCCACCUACAUAAUAUUCGCAGAAUUAGAAAAUAUCUCUCCGUUGACGCAACUAAAAUCUUAGUCCAUGCCUUUAUCAUGGGAAGAGUGGAUUAUUGUAACAGCCUUCUCUAUGGUCUUCCAGCAAAGUCUGUAAAUAAGUUACAACGUGUACCGAAUGCGGCAGCCCGGCUGGUUUCCGGUGCUUCUCGUUUCAAUCACAUUACUCCAGUUUUAUAUGAGCUCCAUUGGCUGCCUGUCAAGGAGAGAAUAAUCUUUAAGAUAUCUGUAUUGACUUUUAAAGCAAUACAUGGAUUAGCGCCAUCAUACAUUAGUGAAAUGGUAACAGUUAUGAGACCAAGUAGCUAUCAGCUGCGCAGAAAUAAGGAACUAUUGAUAGAGCCAGCUAAUAACAGAAAUACGAAGAAGACUUUAGGUGAUAGAGCUUUUAGUUUUGCAGCUCCUACAGUUUUUAAUGCCUUGCCGCAUUUUAUCAGACGAGAUAGUAAUUUUAAUAGCUUUAAGUCUUCAUUGAAAACAUAUCUUUUUCAAAUUGCAUAUUGUACAUAGAUUUAUCCGCUUAUCUUAGCAUAUGUAAAUAUUAUUACUAUUACUAUAUCUUUGUUACGCGCAUUUGAUCAUAUUCUCAUGUAAAUUUGCGCGAUAUAAAUAUUAAAUUAUUAUUAUUAUUAUUAACAAACAGGAGAUAUUACCCAACAGACAUGGACAUUAUAAAUUGCAUGUAUCGAGCGUCUGUGAAGUUCAUAUUGUCCAAAAUUGAUCAGGAAAACCUUGAGAAGAAUAUUGACGUAUGGCGUGAAAGAUAUCCGGAAGACUGUUUCUUUUUUAGACCCUGCACUGUAUCUCCCGAGAAUCCUGCGUCGGAAGGUGAUGGUGAAGUAGAGGCCGAUAUUACUCAAAAUCUACUGUUUAUUCAUCAAACUACGUGGCAGAAACGUCUUUUAGCUCGAUAUGGUAACGAGAUCACGCUGCUUGACGCUACUUACAAAACAAUGCGAUACGAAUUACCACUAUUUUUUAUCGUUGUGAAAACAAAUGUAAAUUAUUUGGUUGUUGGAAGUUUUAUAAUCCAGAGAGAGACAACAGCGUCGAUAGAAGAAGCUCUCGGAAUCUUAAAAUGCUGGAAUCAUUCAUGGGAGCCCAAAUACUUUAUGACCGACUUCUGUCAUGAGGAAAUUAACGCGAUUGAAAAUACUUUCACAGGUAAGAAUAUUUCAUUACAAUACUCCACUGUUUGUUGUUGUAUAGCGUAGAAAAUAAUAUUAGUGUAGAAAAUAAUUACCAUGCAGUUGUUUAAAACGUCUUAAUAAAAAAAUCCAUGCAAACUAACUGGGCUGUAAUUUGCCAUGUUGGUUGCAUCGCUACUAGCAAUUGACUCUUAGUUAUUUCGCGACCGGGCAUACACUACGAGUUCCCGGGAUGAUGUCAUUAUCUGAUAGUCGUAUUCUUUAUCGAUAACCCAUUCACUUGGAUGUUUUAGCCAAACUAAAUCAACUCAUUUGCCUUAUUUUGUCAGACACUACGACCUACAUAUGUGAUUUUUACAUCGAACAAUGUUGGGAGAGGUGGCUUCGCAAAACUGACAAUGGGUUGUCAAAAAGCAGAGAAGAAGUCCUGCUGUUACUUCGCAACGUUGCUAAGUCCACAACGGAAAAUGAGUUUGAAGAGAAUGUGAAACUCUUAAAGACACAAGACGUUUGGCUGACGAGUCCCAAACUACGAAAGUGGUUUGAAAACACAUGGCUAGUAGAGACAAAGGUAUACAUUUUUUUGUAGUGUGAUAGAUAUACUAUUGCUUAUGUUGAAUUAAUAAGAAGCUUAUGGGCUGAUUACAUGAACCGUAAUGUAAUUUUAACCCAACUGAUGAAGUAUGGCAAUGAGUUGAAUUGUAAACAUGCAAACUUUAGAAAAGCUUGAAAAUAAUUUAGAGCAUAGUCUUCGAAAAAACCCCGCUAACUGUACAUCUUUAACUGCAUCUGAUUUAAGCCAUCUGUGAUAACAAGUGUAUUAUUAUCUUUCCAAAUUUCCAUACAUCAAAAGCCUGGCUGAAAAUUACCCAUGUAAUCAGCUUCUUAAUUGAUUAAAUUUGUUCCGUCAAAUAGUUUAAAUUAAUUGACAUACAACUAUGCAUGCAUAGUUGUAUAUCAAUUAAUUUAAACUAUUUGACGGAACAAAUUUAAUAAUAAUAUACCUGUAAUACUUGCCCAUAAGUGUACUUGCUGCUUUAUAUUGGACUUUAUAGCGAUGGGUGUGGGCAUUCAGACAGAACAGGUUCAUGGUCAAUAUUAACACCAACAAUGGGAUAGAACGGCAAAACGAGUCGUUGAAGUAGCAAUAUAUGAAGCGAAACACCAACAAAAGCCUCAGUGCAAUGAUAACGAUAUUGUUAGAAGAAUUUCUUCCGGAUAAACGUAACAGGUAGAUAAUAUCCUAUUUUGAAUUCGUCCAGACAGACCAUUGCGAAUCACCAACAACGCACAUGUCAUUAUAUCAUGGAUAUGGAUCGUUAAUACGGAGAGAAUUAUUUUCAUUCUUGUAUUGUAGAUAUUUGGAGCUGAACACAAGAUGCAGCGAUCAAUAUCGACGAUAUAACACCAAUGUCCCAAAAUAUCUGCACAAUAAACCUCGUCAAUUAUUAGAAAACUGCAUGAAACGGAUAACAUCAGCGGAAGAAUUUCAACUCUGUGAUAUUAAAAAAGUUGACAACCAGUGUGGAGUGUUUGAAAUAAAGGCACAGUCAAAGGAUCGUUGGUACAAUCUAUCAUUUGGUUCAGGAGAUAUAAUGCCUAAUUGUGAAUGCUUAGAUUUUGGACGAAAUGGUCUCCCAUGUAAGCAUUUUUUCGCAGUGUUCAAUCACUUUCCUGAGUGGCAAUGGGAUUCAUUACCAAAGAAAUACCGUGAAAAUCCUCACAUCUCCUUAGACCAAGUUUACUCUUUAGUUGUCCAUUGAAUGAAGAACAUACCGUGUAUGAAGAAACAUCUCGUCAGUCGUUAAAAGAAAUAAAACAAAGCAAGAAAGUCAGCAACACUCCCGACACAACUGAAGUUACAAUACGGCAAGAACAAAUGAAGUGCAGGGAAAUUUUAAAAGGACUGACAUCAUUAACAUAUAAUGUUUAUGAUUUACAAGCUCUUGAAAAUCUUACGACUGGCUUAAAACCGCUUUUGUACAACUUUGAACGUAACCAGCUUACCGAUGAAAAGGAAAAUUUUGAAACCGAAAACAAGGAAGUGGCAAAAGAUACGAACAACAAAAUAUGCAUAGAAAACAAAGACAUCUCAAAUGUCAAGCAGAAAGAAAAAGUAUGUUGUUCCAAACCAGACAAAAUAUACCUUUCUCUACUAGUGAGACAGAAGAAAAACCGAUACAAUAAGCGAUCUGGAGCACAUGCAUCUGUGAUGCGCAAACACUACAAAGUCGAUAUCCCAGUAGAUGAUGACUUUGAACCAGAGAAAAAAAAGAAGAAGUUACAACCAAAGAAAAGCUGCAUACUACCACAAGAGACAACGACUAUAUCGUACCAUUCAAACCAACAACGUCAACUUGACGCGAAAGAUACGAAAUCGAAGGGUAAUAUACCACGUCUUACGCAGAUCCCUGAUACGAUAGCUAUGGAAACAUCUUUGAACCUGGAAACAUUUGCUCAAUUUGCUUGUCCUUAUGAUCAAAGUCAUUUCACCAACAUAUCCCAACUAACGGAAAAUAAGUUCAGUGAAGAAUCGGUAGUCUCUACCAAUCUUUCCGUUGAAUCACCCCCAUAUAUCACAAUUGAUGAAAACUCGCCUGACCCUGUGGUGUGGACUUCAAUAGAGAACAGCUAUGAUACAGGUGAUGAAGUCCCUUUGGUUUUGUACAGUACAACCAAACCAAGGCUACUAGACAAACAUACCUGGUUGAAUAAUACGGAAAUCUGCGCUGGCCAAGCGUUACUUAAGAACAAGUUUCCAAAGAUAGAUGGUCUUAGAGAUCCUACCAAAUAUUGUUUAGAAGUUGCUCCUGCCAAAUCUCCAUUCAUUCAACUACUGAAUACUGGAGGACACUGGGUUUGCUGCACGACGAUUUCAACAAAACUCAACUCGGGCACAGUCAGAGUUCUCGACAGCCUAUACAACAGACCAAGUUCACAUGUUGUUGAGCAUUCUUGUUGCUUGCUAAGACAUUCUGGUUGUACAAUGACAUUCUUGAACGAAAAAGUGCAGAAACAAAUAGGUGUUAGUGAAUGUGGUCUUUUUGCAUUAGCAUUUGCCACAGAUUUGUGCUAUGGUUUCGACCCAGCAAAUCAACACUAUGACCAAACUAUCAUGCGUCAGCACUAUGUCAAUUGUCUCGAAUCUAAAGCCAUGGUCCCCUUCCCUAAAACAACAAAGAGAGUAUCAUGCCACGCGACUUGCAUAAAAACACAAGUGGAUAUUUUCUGUAUAUGCAGACAACCAGAUGAUCAUAAGCAAUAUGUUCAGUGCUUCCGUUGCCAGGAAUGGUACCAUCCAACAUGUGCUGGUAUUCCAACCACAGUUAUCAACUCUAAGAAGAGGUGGAGGUGUAGAAAAUGUUUAGUUUCCCUUGCAUAAAUUUCUUUGAGGCUGAUAAUUAGCAUUGGCCAGUAUAGGUAAAUAAAUAUGCCAUACGGAUAAUGUCAGAUAUCAAGUAAGUUUAUCAAGAAGUUUGUAGGAAUAACCAGAUUUAAAUUUGUAAAUUUGAUCAGUGGGUUUCUCCAGACAAGAUUAAUUCUUCGAAUCCCUCAUCCAUCAAUAGAUCAAAGUGCAAUUUUUGGUGAAGUACCUUAAAAUUGUAAUGCAAAAUUCUUCCUGCUGAUUUUACUAAUGUGAAACAGAUCACUCAAACAUAGCACGAUAAAUUUUAAAUAGUGUACACCAAAGCAGUGUACGUAUAAAAGCAGUGUACACUGAUCGUUUUCCCAGUACCAAAGGGAAAGGACUGAAACCUGACUACAUUGUAAAUAUCUUUAUCUGGAAGUAAACACUACUCAGGACUGAUGUUUGUGCAUGGUGUCACUCUGAGCAUGCAUCCACACCGGGCAAGCUGAAAAGUUUGCCUGACCACAGUGGGAAUCGAACCCGCAACCUUUGGGAUACUAUAGUCCAAUGCUCCAAAGGUCGCAGGUUCAAUUCUCACCAUGGUCAGGCAAAUUUUUCAGCUUGCCCGGUGUGGAUGCACAGUUAGUGUAACAUCACAAAGAUCAUCAUCUGAGUACAUAACACCAAAACACACAAAAAGUAUACCCAGUAGGACAGAUUGUUGUUAAUUUAAAUGCACUAGCAAAGGGUAGAUGUGACUUUUUCUGGGUUUGUGUUGUUUUUCAUUCAUAUCAUUAUUAACCCACUAAGGUAUGGCAUAUUGUGUCCCGCAUCACACAGCGAGCCCAAGCAUUGAUCUGUGUCUGUUGUAUCUUUUUCAGUUUAAUUAUUUUAGUGUCUUUAUAUUGCUUUUUAAUUGAAUUAUAACACUACAUUGCACUAAUAUGUUAUAUAAUAAUAAUACUCCUGUAGUCGAACAUAUAAUAACAACAUAUAAGUUGAUUGGUAUUUGUAUGUUUUGUUCAGUUUAUUUAAGAUCUAUUAUCUUAUUAUAUUAUAUAAAAGCACCGCCUUUCGAACCUGACAGCCUGUUCGCAGGAUACGCGUGGGCAAGAUAUAAAUAUGUGACAAGGGAUGAAACUCUUAAAGUUUAUCGUAUUAUGAAUGCCCCGACUUGAGUGGACCGAUAAUUAUGCAAUGAGUGUCAUGUCAAACAACGCCGUCAACCUUUGGGAAUCAAUGAUAUAAACAAGGACACAAACUCGAAUACAACUCGAGGUGAGAAGCCAAUUUGUGUCGACUGUAACGGUUUCAAUGGUUAAAAUUUAAAAUUAAAUACUUAACAUUAGGUCCAGUUAAGUCGGGACGUUAAUGCUACGAAACGUCGCUAUUAAAAACUAAAGCAAUUUAUAAGACUCUAGGGCUUUUAUUUCACAAAAUUUUUCAAUGGCUAUGUACUUUAGCCUUAGACAUAUCAUGUAGCCGAAUUUGAAGUUAAAAUUCGUUUUAACAAGCACAUACGGCUUCAAAAUAAAACAUUCCUAUAUUGUAAUUUCAUCCCUUGUCUCGUUUCCUAUUUUCAGUGGAAAUAACAUGGUGCUUUUAUAUAAUCUAAUAAUAGAUCUCAAAUAAAUAAACUGAAAAACAUACAAAUACAAAUCAACUUAUAUGUUGUUAUUAUACUGUAUAUUCGACUACAGGAGUAUUAUUAUUACAUAACAUAUUAGUGUAAUGUAGUGUUAUAAUUCAGUUCAAUUAAAAAGCAAUAUAAGGACACUAAAAUAAAUAAACUGAUCAAAAGAUACAACACAGGGCUUAUGCUCCCUGUGUGCAUCAUUUGCCCUACUUUUAUCUUAUAACGUCCAGACGAUUUUACUUGUCCAGAUCAUAGCUUGCUCUUUAACUGGUUUAUAUGAAAAAGUUUAGAAUGUCCUGUUGGGUUUAUGCCCACAGAGCAAGUGUACAUAUGCAACUGAAUGAACUAAAGUUAUUCUUUAAGAUAGAAAGCCAAGGUCUAAGAGAAGGAGGACACAGUGGCUUUCAAUCCAUGUGAUGAAAUCCAUUUUCCAUUGAGUUACAUAAGUGGCUCUUGCAUACCUUUUUAGAUAUGUUUUUUUCACAUUUUUCAUCCAUAUCAUUAGCAAUGAGUGGCCAACAGGAAUUAUGCACCCCUCAAUAUGAAGCCUGCCCCCCCCCAGCUGGGACAUAGCGGGGCAUUAGCAGGCGAUUUCACAGGGAAAGGAUCUAUGUGAAAGUCAAAUGUCCUGCCCAGAGGGGUGGGGUUGAGUGGGGUUAUAUUGACUGGUGCAUUAUCAUGCAUCAUGCAUUAUUGGUACCAAAUGUUUACAUAUUUGUGCUUAAUAUAAUAUCAGGUAAAACAAACAGGGCCGCAGCUAGACCGGUAAUUGGGGGUCAAGCUAUGGCCCUGAAAACAAAUUCCUAUGUCUACCUGUUAGAGGAUAGCCACAAUGUAUAUUAUGUAUACAAGGAUGGGUUGACUACAAAAUUUUUGUAGUUCGCUAUAACUACAGCUACUUCAAAAAUACGUAGUCAGCUACAACUACUGCUACUUUUGAACAACAGUAGUUCGUUACUGACUACAGCUACUGCUUAAAAAAUGUAGCGAACUAUUUCGCUAUUUCGCUACUCUAUAUUUUCUAUUUUUACGGUAUUUUGGCUCAGGCUGUAAUUUAACCUAUAACAAAUCGACUUACGAGUAGCAACAGUAAACAAAAGGGUCAAAGCAACAUUUUUGUAAGCACUAUACAGUGUUCAGGAGUGCCACUUUUCAAUGCGCUAAAAUAAUCUUUACUGUAUAAAAUAAUCUUUUAAGCAAACCGUGUCUUAAUAUCAUUAUAUUCUACGAACGGUUGCUAACAAUUUUAAAAAGUAGCGAAUAGCGAUUCGCUGUUUGAAAAGUAGUCAACUACUUGGCUACUUUUAGGCAAAAUGUAGUUCGCUAUAACUACAACUACUGUUUUAAAAAAGUAGUCAAAAACUACUGGCUACUUGAAAAUUGUAGUUCGCUACAGUAGCGAACUACAACUACUUCGCUACUACCCACCCUUGUAUGUAUAUAUAAAAUGCUGUAAACAUUUAAAUUAUAAGUUUCCUCGUGUUCAUUAAAAUAUAGUUUAAUUAAAGCAUUAAUUUCAAUAGUGAUGAUGUUUUGGGAAACAGUGAGUACGGGCAACAGUGGGUAUGGGCAUUCCCUAUUAUAAAGUACAAGUUUAGGUCUUCUAGUAGAGUUUUUUGUGUUAUUACUGUAUAAAAUUGUCUUGGAAUUGGCGUUGGGGUACAUUUAAUAUAUUUUUGAUUUUUCAUAUAUUUAUAAAUACGAGCGGGAAUAAGUCGAAAGAUACGAGAUUCUCGAUCUACUAUUAAUAUGUACAAGCAGAAAUAUAUUAAGCAGAAAAAUAACACCUUACCUAAAAGGCCAAAUUGUACAAUUUUAUCGGUCCAAAAUUGUAAAGUCCAUAAUUGUUAUUUCGCCUUCGUUUUGGGGUGUUUGCGUAUUUCACGGCGAUGUACCGAUGCGAAACCGAAGAUAUUCAGUAGGAAGAAAAUGACGUCAUGUCAUUUUGAUGGUUGGAAACAAGUGAAUACCUCUUGACACCUGAUAGGCAUUUGAAUUAGCGAAAUUUGCAAAAUAUAAGGUACAGAAUUAUUUUAAUAAAAUAUAACAACCAGCGAAAAAGUAAGCCACUAAGUUUCGAGUAAAAUUGACCCAUUAAAUGUUUUAAAUGUAAGGUUUCGAGUAAAAUUGACCCAUUAAAUGUUUUAAAUGUUAUGGGCCGUAACUCUCUACUCUCCAAGAUGUUGUUGUUAGAAUUUAGUAAUGUAAUACGAUCCUUUAAUAUGAUGUGUGCGCUCAUGUCGAAUAAACACAAUAAGAGUGCAACAGUAUUAAACGUGAUUCUUGUUCACGUUUAACUAUAUAUUGUACUUAUCCCGCCUCUGUUUCAACAUAUCAUAUACGAACAAGUGAAAAUACUUUAUUAGUUAAUUGUUUUUUAAUUAAUGUGUUUCAUAAUAUUUUGUUUCACGGCAGAACCAUUGGCCUUAUCAGUAUAGGUUAGUGGGCAGGAGUCUCUAUUAUUAUGGCGUGUAUACGAAUUCGUAUAAGACACAGUUACCGUGGCGUUUUACUGCGAUGGAUUUGUUUAGUGUGCAACUGAGUAUGGUCUUACAAUUAGAAAUAGAAUUGUGAAUAUUUUAAUCUGGAAUAACUAUUUUAGAGCAAAUUACCGGUAUUUCAAUGACAUGUUUACGCCAGCAUAUAUUGUUUUCUGGUUAUGUUCUAGUCUAGCUGGUGCUUGGUGGCCAUUCACUUUUUAAAGUUGUCGAUUGACCACUGGACACUGGACAGGGUGGGCAACGAUUUAUUGCUAUUCGUAGAUUCAUGUGCGUAGCUAUUUUUAUUCCUCUAUCUGACUCGGCUUAAUUAAAACGCCAUGGAUUUUAUAAUUUUCGUUUGUUCGUGUAUAGCAAAGUACUGGACUUUCUAGAAAUGCCGUCCAUGAUGCGGCUACAUAGGUAGUACAGUAUAGGUUGAAAAUUUUAUGUUAUUUCGUUGUUGCUAAUGUAUUAUGCGAAAAAUUAAGUCGAAUCUUUAGCGGAUAAUGUGACAUGAUUUAGCAAAUUUUGUGCCGUGUCGUACUUAACUUAAGCCUGUUUUUCGAAUUUCAUCGCAAUAAUCGAAUUUUUAUUGCUAAAAUUGAAAAUAAUUUAUUAAAAUUCUAAUUAUAAUUCCAGUCUAGAGCUUAUAAGAUAAAAGAUUCGCACGACAAAUUUCGCUAGUGGAAAACAGACUUUAGUUAUUCAAACUUUGCAAGAAUUCAAUUGAUUUAGGGGUCGAUCUACUGCCGCUUUCAAUCGUUCUAGACUAUAGGGAGCGCAGCAAAAUCCGCUUUCGAAACUGGCAAGCCAGGUAGGCCUAUAUUAUUAAUUAAGAUCAAUAUUUAUUACUGUGGACUACAUUGAAACUGUUUUAUGCUUGUUUUGAUACAAUUGUAUGCGUAACAUAACGACUUUCAGUUAUUCAGCCAGAAUAAUAAUGUAGUAACUUAAGCGAAUUAGUUGACGUUAAGCUGACGCUAUUCAACGACGGAAGCGGCAAGCUCCCGGAUGUAUAUUUUAAACCAUAUUUUAACAUUCGAGAACCUUUUGCUCAAUUUAUUGUUGCAAUAUUUCACCGCGACAUUUUCGACGCUACUCUAAUAAAAUUGCAAGAAUAUUUAAUAUUGCGAAGGGUGGCGAACUCCUAUAUUAACUGCUGUCCGUAACACUAAUACUGUAAUAGUGUUUUUUGUAAAUCCUACAAGACAAAGCGGUUUCAGAUAAACACCUACAAAGCCAGCUUAAACAAUGUGAAUAUAUUCUGUAAGGAAUUUAAACGGCUUCGUGAACGUAUUUGAACGUUUUGAGCCAAACGUUGAAACGAUUUAGCAACAUUUUUCAAACGUUUUUCUCCAACCGUUUGAACGGUUCCGCCAGAUGUUUGAACAAUCUCAAAAAUCGUUUCAACGGAACGCUAAAGCGUUUAAACGGAUAACGAACGGAUAACGAACGAUUUUUCAGAACGUUUUUCAAAACCGUUAACGUACGUUUUCCCAAGGAGGGUCACAUUUGAUAUUAAAAUAAAUACACACAAAUAUAACAGAAACUGAAUGUUUCAAACACAAAGAGUGCAAUGGAAUAAAACGUAUAAUACAAUUGCACUCGCAAAGAGUGCAAUGGAACGUAUUCCAUUGCACUCUGGGGAAAUGGAAUUUUCUAUUCAAUAUCACGUGACCAUAAGCAGCUAAUUAAACGAUCAGAAUUCAAUAAGGUAUCAUAUAAACAUAAACAUUCAGAAAACUACAGCAAAUAGAACAAAAAGAACCGCGACAGCAAACCGCACGAACCGCGACAGAACCGCAGUGUUAACUUACUUCUAAACAGUACUGUAUAUACUGUAUAACAGGUAUGGAAUAACCAAGAACUAAUGUCAUUUCAAUGUCUGCUUUUCACAGGCAAAGACAGGUAGAGUUAAACAUGGGCAAGACAUUCAUUAAUGACAUGGGGUUGGACAGUGCCAAGUUUGGAAAUGAGGCACAUUUUUUGCUGCUAUCGACGUUGCUUCUAGAAAUAGGACAGCUUCUAGAGGUCUCUAAAUUCCUUAUCUGAAAUAUUGUUACUGCCAGCGUUAAAAAAUCUGCCAGCAUGCUGGUUAGCAUGAUAGCAUCGUUGCCGAUGAUUGAACGUUCCAUGUUUCCUGCUAUCGCGGUGGUGCCAGAGUUGGAACAGAGGGCUUGAAUUUGUAUAUCCAAAACACUGUUACUGCAAGCAUUAAAACGUCUGGCAACAUGCUAGCUAGCAUCAUUUACAAUGACUGAACGCCGAUGCUCGUCAAAACUUGCCCUCAAAGAUCUUCAGUAGUAUAGGGAAUGAGGGUUCUAGACCACUUUUUCGGCCCGCGAUCUCACCCAACUUCCGGUCAGCGGUUUCCAUAUUUUUCCCUCAAAAACGCGGGCUUAUAUUUUUCUAGACCAUUUUUCUAUUAUUUUUGGUAUUAUUUUUUCUAUUAUUUUUGGCAUUAUUUUUUCUAUUAAUUUUGGCGUUAUUUUUUUCUAUUAUAUUUGGCAUUAUUUUUUCUAUUAUUUUUUUAUUAUUUUUCAGCAUUAUUUUUUCUUCUCUCUUUCAGCU